AGCAGCCUGCACAACCCUGCGAAUCAAGCAGCCUGCAAAACCCUGCAUCUCUCAAACGGGCGUUCAUAUUCAAAGGGAUUACUAUCACAGAGAUCUGUUCAGAGGAGUCUGAGGCGCGCCGCGACCGACAAGGUGGAUCACGCCAGCUCAACUGGGAAUGCUUUAUUGUAGCCAAUCAUGGCAGGCAAGCUGAAGCAUGAUGAAGGACCUGCCCACCGACCAGCUAAGGGCAUCAAAGGCUCGCGUAGAAAGCUCAAGGUGCCAGUUGACUACCCGCCCUUCCUAGCCCUGCAACUCGUCUUUAACGACUACUUGCAAGAAGCUUCCUCAGAUUGGUUCAAAGGUUGCAGGCUGGUGAGCAAGCAUUUCAAGUCAGCUGUCGAGGCUGCACACACGCCUUGCACGUGGCAGCUCAACAAAGAACGCUUGAACAAUGAGUUGCAGACCGUGAUCCGCUUCAUCACCUCUGAGCCCCGUUGGGAGUGGGUGACAAAGGUUAAAGUCAGAGGAGGUGGCGUCAGGAUGACGCAGGCGAACUGCGAGCUGCUGGUGGCGGCUUUAGGGGCUAAGGCCUGGGAGUCAAUUAGUCUAGUAGAGGUCAAGCUGAUACAUCCCUUCAUGCUGCCCGCCAUCAUCAAGACGUCAGCCGAACGUGGCACGCUCCGCCACCUGUCGAUCGCCCAUUCGCCCGUCUCCUCGGCCGGCCUCCAUAGCGCCCUCUCCUCCCUCGGACACUGCUUGCGGAUGCUCGAGCUGUCACCCGGCAUCACUUUCCUUGCUCAGUCCGAAAACGAUUCGCUGGUCGCUGAAAACUACGGCUGUAAAAGCGUCCGGACUCUUAUAUUGGGCGACGCGCACAAAGCUGGGGCUGCGCGUGAGCUGCGGAAACGCAAGCAGCCGCCUCGCCCUGCAAGGAUCCCGGUGACAAUGUUCCCGCUCGAGCCGCUGCGAACGCUGUGGCUGACCGGCCUGGGGGGUCUGACGGAAGACGACGUCAUCGGUAUCUUUCAGCGGACGCCGCUCCUGGAGGAGUUUCGCUUGUUUCGCAGCUUGUCCGCUUCGUUGACGCCAGCAGCCGUUGUUGGCGUGUUCAAGGGGCUGACACGUCAUCACUGCCCGCGUCUCGUUCGGCUUUCAAUCGGUCGGAAGUACGACCCAAUUGGAUACCAAGAUCUGCAUGGUUCUUGGCUGAGGCGCUUUGCGGACGCUCAUCCAAAACUGACUGAAGUCAAGCUUUUCCUGGACGGGAAACUGUCUUCCGAGCACUGGUUGUACGCGCUCGAAAAGUGGGCGCCAACUUUAGAGAAGGUCACCGGGCAAUUCGGGUUGGAAUACACCGAGGACUUGGACCCAGAGCGGCAGCUGGUGCUGUUUGCUAAAGCCCCCCGGUUGACGGAGCUCGAGUGCCUCGGCGGAAGCUACCGGGACGAUAUACAGUGGAUACGCUAUCAGGUGCCGGGUACGUUCGCGAAGCUGAAGCACGUCUUGGGGGACGACGUCCGCCGCAAUCAUUGGAUGUGCAACAAAUAUAAGUGGUUGGUGGAUGAGAUAAAGUACGGGAGACGGCGCAGGGAGCAGCCUGGGGGCUGGGAACCUAGUCGGACGGUUGUUGAACCGGACGUGCUUAGAGUAUUCGGAUUAGCAGCUAUUGAACUGCAAAGUCGAAUUUUAUGCAGAUGGGUUGCCUUACAAAAGCGUCCUGUUCUGCCAAGGCCGGGAUAGAAAUUCAGGACGCGAUACUAGCUUGACUUCGAAUGAAAGAGUAUUUGCAAUGAGGCGCCCGUCCACGAGUCGUGAUGAAGACGUCGUAACAAAAGAAUGGUUUGGGUUCAGAUCGAGAGUUCCCGGUGUUGUUGUAUCAGAUGUUCUGUCCCUGAUUUGAUCGGACCUUCAUGUGCACUAUAACGCCC
Molecule: messenger RNA, 1910 nt
Organism: Klebsormidium nitens
Lineage: Eukaryota; Viridiplantae; Streptophyta; Klebsormidiophyceae; Klebsormidiales; Klebsormidiaceae
Source: the annotation of a GenBank genome assembly